AUGCCUUUGUUAGAAACCCCCUUAUAUUCACAGCUAGUCCGCCGUUUUCGGGACAUCCUUCCCACGGGACAGCCCGUUCCCGUCGCAGAAGUCACAGAUGGGCCUGUCCUCACCAGCACAGACGGCUCCACGAUACCACCACCCGCGCCAACAGAUCUCCCGUACCUGCCUCGGGACAUACGACCCACCAUCUUAGAAGCCAAAUUACACCCAAACACCAGGCAAAUCGUCGAAGAAUGCCACGCUUUCUUCCUGAAGCACUGGCCAUUCCCGUCCGACAAGCACAGAAAGCGCUUCUGUGAUGAGGGCUACGCAUGGUUCAAUUGCAUUUUGUGCCCCAUGGGCCUAGACGACCGCAUGGUCGGCGUGUGUAAGUUUCUAACGACCGGCUUCCUGAUCGACGACAUGCUGGAUCGCAUGUCCGUAGAAGAGGGAAAGGCGCACAACACCGUCGUCAUCGCGUGCUCCCGUGGCGAACGACUUCCCGACCGCGAGAAGCCCGCGCAGUGGAUCAUGUACGACCUUUUUGAGGAGUUCCGAGCCAUCGACAAGGCACUUGCGGAUAUGCUGCUUGGGUACACAAUUGACUUCUUCGAGGCGCAGACGGAUGCAGACCGGUCGAAACCGAAAAGCUUGAAGGAUUACUUUGAAUAUCGACAUGCGGAUCUCGGCAAAGGCUUCAUGUCAGGCGUCAUGUGCUUCUCUAUGGGCCUUCACAUGAAGCCCGCCGAGCUUGCCCUCGUGCAACCCCUCGAAAUGAACGUCAUGCGCCACGUCACACUUGUUAACGACAUCGCAUCCUACGAAAAGGAAGUCCUCGCCGCAGGCAAGGGCUUCGCGCUUGGACAGCUAUGCUCGGCGGUCCCCAUCGUAAUGACUGCGUGUGGCCUCAACGAGCAUAGCGCUAUGCGCGUCAUGUGGGAGACGUCAAGGGAGCUUGAACACCAGCACUUUGUGCUUCUAGAGGAGGUAACGAAGCAGUGCGAUAGCGAGGCGGUAAAGUUGUAUGCGAAGGGGCUGGAGUUUCAAGCUGCGGGCAAUGAGCGAUGGAAUUUAUUGACGCCAAGGUAUAAUCGAUCGGCUGGACUGCCGUUCGCCGAAGGGAGAAUCUGGGGGUGA
Messenger RNA from Didymosphaeria variabile, 1119 nucleotides. RefSeq lists its product as uncharacterized. The transcript has 2 exons. The coding region runs from base 1 to 1119 and encodes 372 amino acids. The record is from RefSeq and is a predicted model, not a curated record. NCBI's taxonomy places the organism in Eukaryota, Fungi, Ascomycota, Dothideomycetes, Pleosporales, Didymosphaeriaceae.